Molecule: messenger RNA, 3921 nt
Organism: Misgurnus anguillicaudatus (oriental weatherfish)
Lineage: Eukaryota; Metazoa; Chordata; Actinopteri; Cypriniformes; Cobitidae
Source: RefSeq, a predicted model, not a curated record
UACCUGUGCAGAAGUAUUUCUAAGUUCACUUCAAUCAGCUACCUACCGGCAAAUUUACAGUGAAUUUUCAAUACCUCGUGGAUACUUUAUCCCCCGAAAACAACUAGAAUGCCGUAGAAACAUUUUUUAGUGAAUGUUACUGGGGGUUGCAACAAAAACAAGAUCAAAAACAAAGUGAACUGUGCGAGCUGGGGUCAGGGCUCGGCUGAGGCGACCUCUUCAGAUACAGAACCCCUCACAAAGGAUCCGCCGCCCGGGGAACCCUGUGCUGUCUCACAUAUGGAUGUUCAGGGGUACAGAUGGGUAUGUUGGAAGGUGUGGCUGUGUCGUAUUGGGGCAGUAUGUUCUUUAGGUCUACUGCUGGUGCUCUUCAACUGGCGCCCUCGCCUCGGCUUACUGGCCCGGUGUUGCUCCUGUCCCGUUCCAAUGGCGGAUGUUUUAUUAUUAAAAGACAGAUAUGGCCAGCAGUUUGUUAUUGAUGUGCAUACAGAAGAGAUUGAGGAGGGCAGUUUGGAGUAUGCAAUAGGAGAGGCAGAUGACAAUGAAUGGAGAGACACUGUGCAGCUGCACAAAGAUAAGAAAACAUUGCUUAGAUAUUACGUGUUUGAGGGCAUGCGUUACAUAUGGAUGUCCAAGAAAGGUGCUUACUGCAAAGCGAGUAUUCUCAAUGAGAGUUGGACCUGUGUUGACUUGCAUGGCCAAGGGCAAGGAUUAAGUUGUGCAGACCAAAGUUCAAGAAAGCAGAUUUUUGGGACCAAUAUUAUUGAUGUUCCUGUGAAGUCCUAUUUGCAACUUCUCUUUGAGGAGGUCCUCAAUCCAUUUUACAUUUUUCAAAUGUUUAGCAUCAUCCUGUGGAUGUCAGACAAGUACUAUUAUUAUGCUGCUUGCAUCGUCAUCAUAUCCUUAAUUUCCAUUGCCGUCUCUCUUUAUGAAAUUCGUAAGCAAAGCACCACUCUCCGAAACAUGGCACGCUUGGUGGUAAACGUUACUGUGCGCAGAGACACUGGAGAAGAGGAGUGUGUGAAUUCUGAGGAGCUGGUACCGGGCGACUGUAUCGUGAUUCCAGCUGAGGGGCUUCUCCUGCCCUGUGAUGCCGCCCUGCUGGCCGGGGAGUGCAUGGUGAACGAAAGCAUGCUGACUGGUGAGAGUAUACCUGUAAUGAAGACGCCAUUGCCUGCAUCUGAGGACACAUUCAGUGCAGAGUCUCAGCGGAGGCACACUUUGUUUUGUGGCACACAUAUCAUCCAGGCUAAAGGAGGCGGUCGUGAUGGAAAAGGGGCUAUAGCUGUUGUAACAAGCACAGGGUUUUUUACGGCCAAAGGUGACCUUAUUAGCUCUAUCCUGUACCCUCAACCAUUAGACUUCCGCUUUUACAGGGACGCUAUGAAGUUUGUACUGUUCUUAGCAGUUUUGGCACUGUGUGGCACUAUUUAUAGCCUUGUGAUACUUUCAAGGAGUAAUACCAACAUUCAAGAACUUAUCAUUAGAUCUCUGGACAUCGUGACAAUAAUCGUUCCACCAGCCCUUCCUGCUGCUUUAACUACAGCAACCAUCUACGCCCAAAGCCGUCUGAAGAAGCAUGGGGUGUUCUGCAUCAGCCCUCCUCGCAUUAACAUCUGUGGCAAGAUAUCGCUGUUCUGUUUUGACAAGACUGGUACUCUUACAGAGGAGGGUCUGGAUGUGUGGGGUGUGGUGGAAGUUAAUGGGACAGCAUUUAGUGAGGUGGUCCCUGAUCCUCGCGGUCUUCCUUCUGGACUCAUGCUUUCAGCUCUCGCCUCCUGCCAUUCCUUGGCUUUGCUACGGGGUCAAGCGAUUGGAGACCCUCUAGAGCUCAAAAUGAUCGAGUCGGUUGGAUGGGAACUUACAGAGCCUGAAAAUGAGCUGGGACUUGACCCUGAAUUUGGAAAACACAGAAUAUUAGCAGUGAUGAAGCCACCUGAAUCUGAUCUCCAGUCUCAAGAAAAUUCUAUCUAUGAGCCGGUGGCAAUAGUGCGUCGAUUUCCUUUCUCCUCCUCUCUUCAAAGGAUGAGUGUAGUGACUGUUGGACCUGGAGGAGUUUCUCCUACUGCCUUUCUUAAAGGAGCGCCUGAGAUGGUGGCCAGCUUGUGCCUUAGAGAAAGUGUGCCUACUCAUUUUUCACACAUUUUACGGGACUAUACAAGCAAGGGCUUUAGAGUCCUAGGAUUCGCCUACAAGCAUCUUUCUAAGGAGACUGAUGUAAGCACUGUUGAAAGGGUGGAGUUGGAGAAAGACAUGAACUUCCUGGGUCUAUUAAUAAUGAAAAACCAAGUAAAGCCAGAGAGUGCAGAAGUAAUCCAUAUCCUCAAAUUGGCAAAUCUUCGGCCUGUAAUGGUUACAGGUGACAAUAUCCUGACAGCUGUAAAUGUAGCACGUACAUGUGGAAUGGUGUUGUCAAAUGAGAAGAUCAUUUUUGUUCACGCAUCGCCCCCUACUGCAAGCUCAAUGGCCUUACUACAGUUUCAUCAAGGAGAUGGGGUGGUGGGCACCAUUAAUACUCAAGAGUCUAUGGACAGUUUAACACAGGGCCUCUAUCAGCAUGGCGGUGCCUAUCAUUUGGCUAUUAAUGGAAUGUCCUUCGCUGCACUUUGCGAUCAUUUCCCUGAAUAUCUACCCAAGAUCCUGAUGAGAGGUACAGUGUACGCCCGAAUGACUCCAGAACAGAAAACCCAGCUGGUGAAGGCACUGCAAAAACUCAAUUAUAAAGUGGGAAUGUGUGGAGAUGGAGCCAAUGACUGUGGAGCUUUGAGGGCUGCAGAUGCUGGAGUGUCAUUAUCUGAGGCCGAGGCGUCCGUGGCUUCUCCUUUCACAUCCAAGUCUGACAACAUUAGCUGUGUACCUCUGCUCAUUAAGGAAGGCAGAUGUUCACUCGUGACCUCAUUCAGUCUUUUCAAGUACAUGGCCUUGUACAGUAUUAUCCAGUUUGCCUCUGUGCUAAUACUCUACACUGAGAAAACAAACUUGAGUGACUUGCAGUUCCUCUUUAUCGACUUGAUCUUGGUGACAAUUUUGGCUAUAGUGAUGGGACGGGGAGGGCCCAGCGAUGAGCUUCAUGUCCAGCGACCACCUGCCAGUCUUUUGUCCUUGACAGUUUUGGGCAGUUUACUGGUGCACACCUUUCUGCUAAUCCUAGCACAGGUGUCUGCACUGCUUAUCACCAUGUCUCAAGACUGGUAUGUGCCUUUGAACUCCACUGUUUCUGGGGCGGCCAACUUGCCCAACAUGGAGAAUACAAGUGUAUUCUCCUUAUCAGGGUUUCAGUAUAUCAUCAUGGCCAUUGUGAUAACUAAAGGAUAUCCUUACAAAAAGCCGCUGUUUUACAAUUUUUGGUUUCUAGGUACGCUGCUGAUCUUCUUUGCAUUAAUGAUCUGGCUGGUGCUUAACCCUUAUACCAUCAUGCAUAAAAUUCUCAAGAUCUAUGACAUUACCGACAUGAACUAUAAACUGCUCCUGUUGGCUUUAGGGGCACUUAACUUCUUCAUAUGCUACCUGCUUGAGAUUCUCAUUGACCGAGGUGCCUUGAACUGCCUUCGCAAACUACGAGGCAAACGCGAGUCCAAAAAGCAGUACAAACGUCUGAACAUACUUCUGGCAGAAACGCCCUCAUGGCCGCCACUGAACCAGCCCUUGUACCCACCACAGAGUACCAUCAUUGGUGUUAGCUAACACCAGCUUCCCUUUUUAGCAUUCUGGCUCUCCCGUUACACAUAUUCAAGGUCGCCAAAUCUGGUACCACCUCUUAAAGCGCUGGUUAGGUGUGUGUACCGGAUGCUAUCCUUGUCUGCCUAUUAUAUAUGGCACAGAACUUUAUACAGCAAUUGAAGUAAACUAAUGAUCUCUUAAGUGUUGGUGUUUCUAAAGCAAAGUUAACAAAUACAUUUUGAAUAAAUAAGUAUUUUUGAA